UGUAGGUGUACGCAUCAUUUCAGUGUGCAUGUGAAGUUAUUUAGAAGAGCACCCAGGUUGUUGUUGGUUUUUGUUUUGCCCCUCACAACGUCACUUUCACGGUGUGCCCCUCACAAUGGCGCUCCUAUGGAGCGGGAUCUCGGUGAAGCGGGCUGUCGGAAUGGUCUAAUCAGAGGUGGUUUUUUCAGGAAUUACUGGCGUUUUCAAACCGUUCAGACAAUGUGAAUUUUAAACCGCGAAUGAGAGGAAGCAUACAGACUGCAUCCUGUUUUUCCCCUAAGUGAUUUAAACCUGACGGCCUAGCAUCUUGUUUGCGAAGCCUGGGUCUCGAGUUGGAAGUCGCUCCGUGGAAACCGUGGAAAUAAAGAUGGGCCCAGUGCGAGAGUCCAAGAUGAACGAGGGCCUGUUGAACAAGAGUCUUUGACAUUAAUAUGCCCUGACUGCAAGGGAUGUCUGCUUCUCACAGCUUCAGAUCUGAAACCUCUUAUUAGUGAGGCACAUCUGCAUGGAACAGACUACAUUUCUCCAAUUACCUGGCUUUGUUUAUCGUCUGGAAAUGCCUCUGCCAUUGGAUUGAAGACAUCAGUCUGCUUUCCUGUUGCUACACCCUGCUUCUCCUCUACUUUCACCAUCCCUCUGCCUCACAUUUUUCCCUGAUCCCCCUUAUUCAUUAUAAACUCUCUUUUCCAACCUUUUGCGAUCUUCACACUUUCUCUGCUUUUUGGUUUCCCAAUUUUACUUCACCUCUCACACUGUACCUUCAAACUAAAUUUAUUACCUUUCUCCUUUCUCUCUCUUUUGCUGAACCCUAGUCCUUUCACUUCAGCUUUCCUGUUUUGUUUCCUCUUUUUCUUGUUUUUUUACAAGCCUCAUCUCUCUCUUCAUACCCAAUCCAUACACUUUUUUUCACCCUCCCAGUUUCCUUGCGACUCUCGCUUUCAAAAACUGCUAAUUUUCUAAACCUUGAAAACCUCUCACUUCUCUUACAAUUUCUUGUGUUAUACAAACAAUAAUUUAUUGUGUUCCUGCUACCCAUGUGUCAGGCCUUCUCCCUUUCUCCCUUAUUCUUUGCCUAAAUAAAAUUCUCCAUCCUCCCUUUUAUCUUUCUCCCUUCCCUGCUCUCUCAUUCUCUACCUAAUUGUCACCCCUUAACUUCUCUCAUUUACCCAGUCUCUCUGUCCCAUUCUAAGUAAGAUGCUUUGCAUGGGACGCUCUCUGGACUCUCCUUGUACUCUGGCCAUACUUGUAGGUUUUCAGUUUGCCUUCGUGGUCUAUUUCUCUCUGGGGGGGUUCAAGGGCCUGGUGUCAGUGCUGGUUCGCUCUUCGGACCCUGAGUUUGACUACUCCAAACCCCAUGACGUCUACACCAAUCUUAGUCAGCUGGUGCCUCCACCAAAUCCUGCAGAGACCGCUGGAAUCGCUGUGGCAACAGGCAGGGGUCACCUGAAGGACUGCCCAGAAACCUCUCCUCUACUGGUGGGUCCAGUUGCUGUCGUCCUGUCGUCAUCGCUGUCUCUUGCCCAGAUACAGGAGCGCAACCCCCUGGUUUUGCCAGGCGGCCGCUACCUUCCUCCAGAUUGCGAACCUCGGCACCACACCGCUGUCAUCAUCCCCUACCGCAACAGACAAGCCCACCUGCGGGCUCUGCUGUACCACAUCCACCCCUUCCUGCAGAGACAACAGCUGCACUACGGCAUCUACAUCGUACACCAGGCAGGAAAUGCCACCUUCAACCGGGCAAAGCUGUUGAAUGUGGGUGUAAAGGAGGCACUGAGGGAUGAGGAGUGGCAAUGUCUGUUUCUUCAUGAUGUGGACCUACUCCCUGAAAAUGACCACAACCUCUAUGUUUGUGACCGCAAGUCACCCAAGCAUGUGUCAGUGGCCAUGGAUAAGUUCAGAUACAGGUUGCCCUAUCCUCAGUAUUUUGGGGGGGUAUCAGCUGUAACACCGGACCAGUACUUGAAGAUGAAUGGGUUUCCCAACCAGUACUGGGGCUGGGGUGGGGAGGAUGACGAUAUUGCUGCCAGAGUGCGAUUGUCUGGAAUGAAGAUCAUAAGGCCCUCAGUAUCAGUGGGACAUUAUAAGAUGAUAAAGCACAGAGGUGACAAAGGGAAUGAGGAAAACCCCCGCAGGUUUGACUUGCUGAUGCGCACUAGAAGGAACUGGAAUUCAGAUGGUGUGAACUCCCUGACCUAUGAACUCUUGUCCAAGAAGCUGGAACCACUGUACACUAACUUGUCAGUCAACAUUGGGGAGGACCCUCGAAAACCACAGAAGAAGCCCCUUGACACAAGUUCAAAAGGUACCCACAAUGUGACUGUUCCCUCUCUGGUGUUCAAAUCCAUGGACCUCCACAAAGUGGAAAACUUGCAAGAAGGUGGGACAGUACUUGAAAAGGACAGAUCAGUAUCUAAAAAUGGAGCAUUCGAAAAUAAAGACGCAGGCAGAUAUGCAAAUAAAGGCGGAGUCAAGCAAAGUAAGGAUUAUGUGGGUGUGGCUUUACCAGAAAGGGGAGAAACUGUGAGCCAGGCUAUGGGAGUAAACACGCGAGAGGGCGGAGUCAGGAAUGUAACAGCUCAGGUUACAUAAUGGGACAGGACCUAGCUACUGUUGAAUUGUGGCUGUGUCCCACCAGUUCAGCUGCUGUUGCACAACCUCCAUAUCAUUGCUGGUGGAAAAAGGCAGAUCAUUCUCAGUGAUCUGUCAAUUGCUGAAUUAAAAUCAAAACGCUGUACAAGCCCUACCCCUCCUUGUACUUGUUUCUGUGCCUUUUUGUUCAUUUUGUAUGUAUUUGUAAUCUCCUGCAGAAUAUAUUGAUGAGAUUUUCCUUAAAAGACAUUUCAGAAGCGCCAGCUUUUGUGUGUGCGUGUUACUUAAACAAAUGAUUGCGUACGACAUUCUUGAAGUAAGCUGUGAAGAGGUUGGAGAUCAUCCCUUACAUUGUGGUGUUUCUAUCAAAUGUGGUGGUCUGUUUUUCUUACAAAAUGGAUUAUGUGUGUAUGCAUAUUUGUGGACUGAAGUAUUGGCACCAUUAAUUUGAAACAAUUGUAUUCCCUCAGCCAUUUAAUAGUUUAUUCAGAUACUUCAGAGUUUAUGAAACACUGAUUAAUUUCUGUAAAGUAUUAGUAAAGAUAUAGAUAUUUACAGAGUUGAAUAUAUGGUCAGUGACAUAUGUCUGGGCCAAUAUUUACCUAGAAUAUUUACUGCUGCUUACCAAGGUAAAACACAAAUAUAAUGUAAUGUUUAAUGUAGUAAAUUGGAGAAAAUAGUUUUAAAUGAAGGGCCGAUACUUUUGUCUGUGACUGUUUGUAAGUAUAUUCAAUGAAGUGUGAGCUAUGGUGACAAUACUUUCUUAAUUGAACAAUCAAAUAUUAUGAAAUCCUUCGGACAAUCUGUGCAGUAUUACAACAUAUCAAAUAGGUUUUGUGUUUGCCAUGAUGUUUGAAGUUUAAUUCCACUUGUACUCUUUGCUAAAUUGAGUGCAUUAUUUAACUGGGGAAAUGUAGUAUUUUUUAGCAGCUACAAAAAUAUGCAGUACAAUUAAAUGUAGAUUGACAUUUUUGUCCUUGUGGUGUACUCCAAGAGAGCUUGCAAAGAACAUUUGUAAAGCUUAUUUGGAGUAUAAUCAAUACUAUUUCAAAUAUGAGUAUUCUGAAUACAAAAUAUUGAAUAUAAGAAUAACAACAAAAAUUACUAGUCUAUGUAACAAAAAUAACUCUACGUCUAUACUUUAUAUGCAGAUAUUAAAUUGGACAUAUACAUUGAAAAACUGAACACAAUCUGACUCCUAAAAAGCUACAAUGGGCUACAAGUAAAAACUUGCUUUAAUCAGCAAGCAAGGAGUUAAUUUAAAAGGCUUACUUGUAGUCUAAGACACUAUAUAUUUAGCUAUUUCUUGAUUAGCAUCAGUAUAUUUAGUAUAUAAAUAUCUCCCACAGUAUUAUAAAAUAAUCUUGUCUUUAAAUGUUGCUUGUACUUUUAUGUGGGGAUAGCUAAUUUCUACUGUACAGUAUUGAGGUUGGUACAGUAUUAAGGGUAAAUGUGGUCUACAUAUAAUGUUGAGUUAUUUUGAUUCCACGUACUUGUAAAAUCAUUAUUCAGAAUAUUUUUGGAAUAAUCAAAUUUGAAAUUGUAAGGUAUUCUGAAUAUUUACGUGAUAAUGUUGUGACUCUUCUGCAUCUAUAGCUCUUGAGGAAAACCACUAUUCUAGGUGUUCCCAGUAUCAGCUACUUAAGACUUGAACCAAUUAUCUGUUUUCCAGUUAAUCGAUUUAAGGGGUUUAAUGUCAACCCAAAUGGAUAAAAUAACAUCCAGAAGUCCCUGCUGCUGAGCGCUGGUGUUUACCAUUUUUCAUUUACAUAUUGUUCAAAUCUGCAGUUUGUAUCGGUUCAGUUAUUUGGCUUCUAGGUUUGCAUUUCUUGUAGUGAGGCUGAUGUCUGCUGUCAAAAUCCAUUCUGACGUACCAUCCAUCUCUGGUAUUUUAGAUCAGAUCAGCCUAUGGGAGUGCAACACAGUCGCCUUUGUCUACCCAAAUUCAUAGCUUACAAGUUUGGAAUAUCAGGUGUCAUUUAGUCUUUAACUGUGAACCAGUAAUUAUGAUAAAACCUCCUGACUUUUCAUAGACUACCAGUGCAAGAGAACUUCUGCUUUAUGUCAGGAGAUGGAGAAGAUUCUGGACAUACCUGUGACUUUACUGCUUUUGGUUUUUUUCUUUGUUCAUUGCAGUUUAUUGUAGUUUUUGUCUUGUUUUGCACUACAAAUGAUUGUUUUGUAAAUACAAAUCUGUUAAAAAUGUGCUAAAUCUCUAGGUGCCUCUAUAUAAAAACAAUCACUCUCUAGCAGUUUCCAGAUACAUAGCUUUUGUUUUUUAAAUUACUCCAUUAUUCCUUCCACUUCUUGUCUAAACUGAGUCUGCUUAAUACCUAUAUGGAAAGACCACUCUUUUUAGACCAAAUCUUACCCGUUAGUUGCAGAAGUUUCUGUUUAUUCCAGUUAACAAAUUUCCUUAAUUUUACAUGUUAAAUCAUGACAAAAAUAUUAUCAGAUUAUCCAUUUUGCUCUUAAAAUAAUUAAUGAAGGAACUGGAAUAUUUUGCACUGAGAUUAAAAUAACAUGUAGGGCAAAGCUGCUUUUUGUUGAUUUAAGGCAAAUCAUUGUCCUAUAUUCCCUUUCUGAUGCUUAAGUGAGAUUGAAAUUCAGAUAUUUGAGUUUUUGUUUUUAAAGAUGGUUUUGAGACUUGACUGAGCAGUAUAACAUUUGACUGCUACCAUAAUAUAUGUAGUUAAUAAUCCUCUGAUGAUUUAAUAACUAAACAUCUGAAAGAUGGCAAAUAAAUGUUAGUAACACUCAAGAUUGCUGGAUGUAUAAAGUCUAAGAUUUUAUUUUAAAACUUAAAUGAGUAAUUAAUAUCAUUAGUUUAGUUCAUUUCCAGGUUAUUCUUAAUUACUAGUUAUUGAUUGUCUUUGUGUCAGUGAAUAAAGGAAUUUGCUGUGCAAUGCCUGAAACCCCAUAGAGAAAUUAUGUGUCAAAACGUGGUCAAGUGUGAUGAACCUUCACACCUUCUUUGCACAUACUGUAUAUAGAUAAAUUACUGAAGCAAUUAUUUAGGGUGGCAAAAGAUCCCAAAUUUGUCUCCAACUAAAUACCGGACAGCAUGAUGUGUUUAAAUAGGAAGGACUGUAUUCAGCUGUAUUACACUUCCAAUUAGUGACGCUUAAAGGCAUUUCCUAAUAUACUGAACGUACUGUAGAUACUGCAGUUAGUACAGAAUCAAAAUAGACAUAAUGUGUGGGACAAUAUGUUAAAUUUAUGAGUUAUGAGAGUUUGUCUUCAGAUUGCAUUACUUCACCUCUACCAAUAGCUGAAAAUUGACAGAUUUUCUUGAAUAAAUUAGGUGUUUUCUGUUAGGUAAAACUGUAGCUGUGUUAUGAGUAUGAUUCAAGUAAUACCUGAUGGUAAAAAUUUAGUUCAUACUGUAGAAUAGAAUUCUAGAUUUAAGAAGAAUAAACAAUUUCACUAGUAUCUUUUUGAGUAUAAAUUGCAAACUUGCAUUAUGCAAACAUUAGCUCGUGAGCUUUCCUAUAUUAUUAUUCACCUCAGAUUUGCACUUGAAAUGCAAUUUGUUAAAGUUUCCUUUUUAGGUUCAGAUCCACAAGUAUGCUAUUCCACAUACAUGUCCUGUUUGGAAAUUACAGAGUAUUUUUAAUCCAAAUCACUGUUUUCACACUGGAAACUUAACAUUCAAGAUUAGUCACUUUAGGGUGAAAAUAAUACAUGAGGCAGACACAAGUUUUGGUAGCUCAUAAAAUAGGCCAUACAUCAGUAAUCACAUAAAGUAUUUUAAAUUAAAAGUGCGGGUGCAUUUGAAAGGUAAAUUCUAUUUCUAUAUAAAAUCUAGAGUAUUUUGGACAUAUUUUGAUAUCGUGUGAAAAUUUUGACUUGGUUACUUGGUUAGUGGAAGAGAAGGUAUUCCAUUGGUGCAAUAGAGUUCCAAUAAUAUUUGACUAAAAUGAAGAAAUAGGGGGCAAUGUGAACACCUGUGAGAGAACAUAAACAUUUUACAGACUAUAAAGAAACAUGUCUUUUUUUAACGUUCCUGUGCACCAAGAAAUUUCCAAUUAUUUGCACCAGGUAAAAGCAAGGAGGCCAAAAAAAUAAAUGAAAUUGCUAGGGAGCGAUUAUUUAGCUGUGUUUGUGAAAUAUCUAUAUUUAAUGAAAUACCUAGUUUUGUAUGAAUCAUGUGGGAGUGACUUAAGACAGUAUGCACUGGAACAAUCUAACUUGGGACCUGAGAAAUGACUCUUGAGUACAUUUUUAACUGGAAGCUUUUUCUGCUGUGCAUUGAAAGAUUGUAUAUGUUAUUAAUAAACCAUAUUUAAAGGGGACUGUGA
Lepisosteus oculatus (spotted gar) is the source of this 6890-nucleotide messenger RNA. RefSeq names its product UDP-Gal:betaGlcNAc beta 1,4- galactosyltransferase, polypeptide 3 (gene b4galt3). Gene Ontology annotation, biological process: carbohydrate metabolic process; galactosylceramide biosynthetic process. Gene Ontology annotation, molecular function: galactosyltransferase activity. Lineage: Eukaryota; Metazoa; Chordata; Actinopteri; Semionotiformes; Lepisosteidae. Gene Ontology annotation, cellular component: Golgi apparatus. The record is from RefSeq and is a predicted model, not a curated record.